This is a messenger RNA of Maudiozyma saulgeensis, 531 nucleotides long. The record is from the annotation of a GenBank genome assembly. NCBI's taxonomy places the organism in Eukaryota, Fungi, Ascomycota, Saccharomycetes, Saccharomycetales, Saccharomycetaceae.
AUGAACAGAAUAUCUUCAGGUUUAUAUCGUGUUAGAGUUGCUUCAUCAUUCGCUAGAUCGAACCAACGAAUAACAAACUACUUUUAUAGACGAUCUAUAUCACAUACGUUUCAUAUUAAUAAGAUGGCAUCCAAAAGAGAAGGUUGGAACCCAAAUUUGACUGCCGAACAACUAAAUGUUUUAAGAGAUAAAGGUACCGAAAGACCAGGGACAGGUCUCUAUCUGAGUACCAAAGAGAAAGGUGUAUACCAUUGUGCAAAUUGUGAUGCACCAAUAUAUAAGAGCGACUCCAAAUUCGACUCUGCAUGUGGAUGGCCAGCUUUCAAUCAUGAGAUGUCAAAUGAUGCAUUGACCUAUCAUGUUGACAAUACAAUGGGAAUGGAACGUACUGAAAUUUGCUGUGCUAAGUGUGGAGGACAUAUGGGACACGUCUUCAAAGGUGAAGGAUGGGAUAAAUUAUUGGGUUUACCAAAGGAUGAAAGACAUUGUGUUAAUAGUCUGUCCCUGAAUUUCAAAAAAGAAAAAGAGUAA